AUGAAACGCCGCAAGCACCCCAGCGUCCAGGAGAGCCAUCGCUUGCAAAUGUCACACGCACUGCUGUGCCAUCCUCUGACCAGCAGUCGAGUUCCAAGAAUGGUACCGCUCGAGCACCUUCACAGCAAACAGGCGCAACGAGUGCGAUCGACACUGCGGCCACGGACCUUCUCCCGUUCGACGAAGAAGCAAAGCUGGUCUACGGUGUCGUAUUCUCGCUUCGCAAUAUGGUACGGAAGCUCGGAGGAGAGUGAGUUAUGCCACCCUAUGCUCGCCAGAACUUGCCGGCGAAUCCGACAGCUGACACAUCUUUCUCAACACAGAUCCGAAACGUUCAACAGCUUCACCACAUCCACAUAUACCCUGGCGCACCUUCACACGCCGACCAUGUACACGUUCGUCAUCCUCACCGAUCCGGUCCCACCACCUUCCUCAAUACCCAGCCGCAACACUGAAGGCUACUCGAUCGGCAACGCCUCCGCAGCGCUCUCGGGGAGAUCGUCUUUCGGCACGGGCGGCGGCAUCCCCGGAACGGGUGGCAUGAGUCUCAAAGGUGUCUUGCUGCAGAUCUAUCGCGGACCUUGGGUGGAUAGUGUCGUCAAGAAUCCUCUGCUGAGAGCGCUCGAGAGGGAAGAGAGGGUGGUCGAGCCGAGUGAAGAUGCUGACGAGCGUUCCGAUGCCGCCAAGCUGGAGGUGGUUCGAGAGUCUCGACUGGAGCGAACGCAUGGCAUCGACACGGAUGCCUUCCGAGAGAGUUUGGAAAAAGGUAUGCCCUCACAAGAAGCUCGUGAUCCAGGCUGCGAUCUGAAGCCGACCUCUUCUGACACACUCUUUCUCUUCAUCUUUAUUACUGCACACAGUUCUUUUGCAAAACAAGCUUUCGGCACCGGUAUCAUAGUAUCUUAUUUUCAAUCUAGAGCAAAUCGGCAAGCAGCAUUGUUCUUCUUUCCUUGA
Molecule: messenger RNA, 954 nt
Organism: Pseudozyma hubeiensis SY62
Lineage: Eukaryota; Fungi; Basidiomycota; Ustilaginomycetes; Ustilaginales; Ustilaginaceae
Exons: 1
Coding region: 1-954 (317 amino acids)
Source: RefSeq, a predicted model, not a curated record